UAAAUGACAAUGUGAAAUCAAACGAGGAGAAAAUAAAAGAAGCGGUAUUCAUGAAUGAUGGAAUACCAUUUUGGGUUGUAGCUUCGGGUUAUGUAGGUUUUGCAGCAAUUUCUGUUGGAGUAAUUCCUGUCAUUUUCCCUCCUUUGAAGUGGUACUUGGUUCUGAUUUGCUAUAUUAUGGCACCAGCCCUUGCAUUUUGCAAUUCUUACGGAACAGGUUUGACUGACUGGAGCUUGGCUAGCACAUAUGGAAAGCUAGGUCUCUUCAUUUUUGCAUCAUGUGUGGGUAGCAAUGGUGGUGUCAUUGCAGGUUUGGCAGCAUGUGGGGUUAUGAUGUCAAUUGUGUCUACGGCGGCUGAUUUAAUGCAGGAUUUCAAGACUGGCUUUCUUACCCUCUCCUCUCCAAGAUCCAUGUUUAUAAGCCAAUUAGUUGGUACUGUAAUGGGUUGCAUUUUGGCGCCCCUCACUUUCUGGAUGUUUUGGACCGCUUUUGAUAUAGGAUCCCCUGACGGAGCAUAUAAGGCACCUUAUGCUGUGAUUUUUCGGGAAAUGGCAAUUCUAGGUGUGGAAGGCUUUUCUGCAUUGCCAAAACAUUGUUUGCAAAUUUCUUAUGGAUUUUUCACAUCGGCAAUAGUAAUAAAUUUCCUAAGGGAUUGUAGUCCUCAUAAAAUUUCAAGGUUCAUUCCCAUCCCAAUGGCCAUGGCAAUACCUUUCUAUAUUGGAGCUUACUUCGCAAUUGACAUGUUUAUUGGCUCUGUAAUAUUAUUUUUUUGGGAGAGAGUGAAUCGUAAGGAUGCGGAAGAAUAUUCAGGAGCUGUGGCUUCAGGAUUGAUCUGUGGGGAUGGUAUUUGGACCAUACCUUCAGCAAUUCUAUCACUUUGUAGGAUAAACCCACCUAUCUGUAUGUCAUUCUCCUCCACAUGAAGUGCUUGAAGAACUCAGAAGAUUCCCAAGUGGUAGAUUCAAACUGAAGUAUUUCAUCCACUCAUCUGUAUGUGAAUUGCAUCAACGAAAUAUUGGAAGUUCUCAAGUGUGGUAUAAAAUCUUCAAUUAUUCAUCACGGUGAUAUCAACUGUAAUUCUCCAUACUUGCACUUAAAUGACAGUUGUUAUAUAACAUUUAUCUAUAUGUACGGUAACAUGAAUUUGUUUUGAAAUGUAACACAUACCACAUGCAUGUGUAUCAAUCAAAUGUCUAUGUUAUUACCAUCAGAAACUUUAGGCUUCGAAAUUAGUCCUUGAAGUUUGCUGGAAGAAUUUGGAAAAUAUACAUAUAUUUAAAUUGAGAAUGCAAAAUAUAUAAACAGUUCAAUUUCAUUACCUUCUCUUUCAAGAAGAAAGGGUAGGGCUUGUUUGUCUCAACGUGACCUACUUAAAGAAGUUGCUUCAAUAAAGGAUGUUUCAACCA
This is a messenger RNA of Cryptomeria japonica (Japanese cedar), 1406 nucleotides long. Its product is annotated as probable metal-nicotianamine transporter YSL6. Gene Ontology annotation, cellular component: vacuolar membrane. NCBI's taxonomy places the organism in Eukaryota, Viridiplantae, Streptophyta, Pinopsida, Cupressales, Cupressaceae. The transcript has a single exon. Gene Ontology annotation, molecular function: oligopeptide transmembrane transporter activity. The coding region runs from base 51 to 923 and encodes 290 amino acids. The record is from RefSeq and is a predicted model, not a curated record.